This is a messenger RNA of Miscanthus lutarioriparius, 219 nucleotides long. Lineage: Eukaryota; Viridiplantae; Streptophyta; Magnoliopsida; Poales; Poaceae. The record is from the annotation of a GenBank genome assembly.
AUGGGAGGCAAGUCGUUCUUCUGCCCCAUCUUCAGCUUCCUGCGCAAGUCGAGGCGGUACGACGACGACAUGAGCGACUGGGACGGCCGGACCGGCUACGUGCGCAAGGUGCGCUCCAGCGACGAGGACUACGGCGGCUGGUGGGUCGGCGAGCGCGACGUCGACCGCAAGGCCUCCGACUUCAUCAACAACUUCCACCAGAAGAAGCUCACCGUCUAG